This is a messenger RNA of Andrographis paniculata, 1759 nucleotides long. RefSeq names its product pyruvate dehydrogenase E1 component subunit alpha, mitochondrial-like. The coding region runs from base 132 to 1301 and encodes 389 amino acids. The record is from RefSeq and is a predicted model, not a curated record. The transcript is spliced from 8 exons. Lineage: Eukaryota; Viridiplantae; Streptophyta; Magnoliopsida; Lamiales; Acanthaceae. Gene Ontology annotation, biological process: pyruvate decarboxylation to acetyl-CoA. Gene Ontology annotation, cellular component: intracellular membrane-bounded organelle. Gene Ontology annotation, molecular function: pyruvate dehydrogenase (acetyl-transferring) activity.
AAUUUGACUUUUCUUUUAAUUUUUAUAUAUUCGCAAGUUCGCGACACCAAACUCGACACGACACCUUAACUGCCUUCUCGCUCUUCCAUCGGACAUUUUUUCCGACUUCGGAUCUCGAAUCGACGGCAGAUAUGGCUCAUGUGACACGCCGCGCCGCCGUCCCCGGCCUACAGAAAGUUGUCGCCGUCGCCACGCGCCACUUCGCGGCCGCAUCGACGUCCUCCCUUACGAUCGAGACCUCCGUACCAUUCACCGGCCACAAGAUCGAUCCGCCCUCUCGCUCCGUGGAAACUAGCCCUGAGGAGCUUCUCUCCUUCUUCAACGACAUGGCUCUUAUGCGCCGCAUGGAAAUCGCUGCCGAUUCGCUCUAUAAAGCGAAGCUAAUUCGAGGUUUCUGCCACCUGUACGACGGGCAGGAAGCGGUCUCCGUCGGGAUGGAGGCUGCAAUCACGAAAAAGGACUGCAUUAUCACCGCGUAUCGCGAUCACUGCAUCUUCCUGGCGCGCGGCGGAACGCUUCUGGAAUCGUUCGCGGAGCUUAUGGGAAGGAAAGAUGGGUGCUCGAAAGGGAAAGGAGGCUCGAUGCAUUUUUAUAAGAAAGAUGGAGGUUUCUAUGGCGGACAUGGAAUAGUUGGCGCGCAGGUUCCGUUAGGCUGCGGAUUGGCCUUCGCGCAGAAAUAUAGCAAGGACGAGAAUGUGACUUUUACGCUCUAUGGCGACGGUGCUGCAAACCAGGGACAGUUGUUUGAGGCGUUGAAUAUGGCAGCGCUUUGGGACCUGCCUGCUAUUCUGGUCUGCGAGAACAAUCACUAUGGAAUGGGCACAGCAGAAUGGAGGGCAGCCAAGAGUCCAGCUUAUUACAAGAGAGGUGAUUAUGUUCCAGGGUUGAAGGUUGAUGGUAUGGACGCUUUAGCUGUGAAACAAGCGUGCAAAUUUGCUAAGGAGCACGUUCUAAAGAAUGGACCGAUUAUUCUCGAAAUGGACACCUACAGAUAUCACGGUCACUCUAUGUCUGAUCCUGGGAGCACAUAUCGUACGCGUGAUGAAAUUAGCGGCGUUAGACAGGAGCGUGAUCCUAUCGAAAGAAUCAGAAAGCUUUUACUAGCUCAUGAUAUAGCCACUGAGAAAGAACUGAAGGAUAGGGAGAAAGAAAUAAGAAAGGAGGUAGACGAUGCCAUUGCAAAAGCCAAGGAGAGUCCCUUGCCUGACCCUUCCGAGCUUUUUACUAAUGUAUAUGUUAAAGGCUAUGGAACCGAGGCAUUCGGAGCUGACAGGAAAGAAUUGAGAGCGACGCUCCCUUGAAGCGGGAGAUCAAAAAGGCACCGGCGCCAGUCGCCUCAUCCUCCAGGAACUAGCGGACGGUAUCUAAAGAAAGAAAAGCUUAGACAUACAUUGGCUGUUCAUAAUUCUUGGUCUUGUUAUUCUACUUUUAUUUUUUCCAGAGUUUUUGGAUAUUUUUAAAAUAUGUGAAACUGUACUUUUCGAGUUCUUUCUAGGUAAAUUAUAGCUAAGCCUAAUACUCUGCAAAUUAGACCCGAUAAAACAAGUCACACUAAACAAACUAUGUGUGGCUGGCAAGAAAGCAUCGGGUAUUUUUGGGUUCUUGUAAUAGGAUAUGUGGAUCUGCUGCCAUUAUUUUUCUUGCCAUUCAUAAGGUUUCUGCAGAACUCAAAUGCAAGUGUGUGAAUUUGAACAUCAUAUGUGACUCUGAUUUGUACUUUGUCAUGUAUCAAAUGUAUUUAAAGACCAUUUUUGCAAUA